This is a messenger RNA of Xyrichtys novacula (pearly razorfish), 19346 nucleotides long. NCBI's taxonomy places the organism in Eukaryota, Metazoa, Chordata, Actinopteri, Labriformes, Labridae. The record is from the annotation of a GenBank genome assembly.
AUGGUUCAGCCUGGUUUGUGGUGCGUGGGAGCUCGACGGAGUGUCCUUGUUGUGCUUUUCUGCAGCAUACUUGUUCCCUCACCAUCACAUGCCUACAUCUAUGCUGUAAGGAAUCACGGAUAUUUAACAGAUCAACUGAGCAGCAAAUAAAAAACGUGGUUACCGUAACAUUUCAUUUGGAUUGUGUCUGUUUUUUUUAUAUCAUUUUGUUUCUUGUUUUCGACAGCAUUAUAGCAAUAUGACAUCUAUGUUGUUUGAGGACCUGCCUGCCUUGUUUGGACCCCGACUUCCUAAGGAUGGACUAAUGGUAAGGGUAGAGUACUCUACUCUGUGCAUAAAACACUUUUGGUCAGGGGUCUUUUAAAAUAACCGUGUUUCUCUUUCUCUUUAUGUUAAAGGGGGUGUUGGUGGUGUCCAAUCCACUCAAUGGCUGUGCAAUAAUAGACCCUCCCCCUGCACUGCCGCCGUCUCAUGAUCCCAACAUGACCAAAUUCAUCGUCCUCAUCAGGCGCUUUGAAUGCAAUUUUGAUAUAAAAGUCAGUGACAUUUUGUGAGAUUGCCAUGUUUAGUGUCUUUGAGGUAAACUGCUCUAAUAUGAGACUCUUGUUUUGCAGGUUUUGCAUGCUCAGCAGGCUGGGUACAGUGCUGCAAUAAUCCACAAUGUGUAUUCAGACACUCUGCUUAAUAUGAACUACAGCAAUGGUAAUUCAGCUUUAUGCAAUUGGCACACUGCUUUAAACUUCAUGUAUUUGCACUGUUUUUGUAAUCUUUUUUUCUUUUUAUUCCAGAAACUAUUGCAGAUGAGAUUGAGAUCCCGUCUGUGUUUACCAGCUACUAUGCGUCCCAGAUUCUCAGGAAUUUCAUAAUUCCAGAGCAAGGGUAACUAAAAACAUUUCACACAAUGAAGUGACAGAACUUUAACAAAUGGUCUGCCAAACCAAACUCUUGACUUUUGUAGAUCACAGUGUAUUCUGAAGUGCAGAUGCCUCUAAUAAUGUUUGUAUCUUAUGUUUGUUUUUUUCACCUAUAGAGCAUAUGUGAUCCUCAAGCCAGAGUUUGCUUUUCCACUCUCAUACUACUUGAUCCCUUUCACUGGCGUCAUCGGCAUGAUCAUUCUUGUGAUGUGUGUUGUCUUGGUAGGUUCCAAAUAUGUUAAAUAAAAAUUAUUAUUAUUAUUAUUAUUUUUUUAAAGCUUUGGCAGGAUUAGAGUGAAUGUAAGCUAGACUUUAAAAAGAAGCCAACUGGAGGAAAGCCAAAGCCCUUGAACGUGCUCUGCCUCACCAAAGGUGCAGGUCUUGUCCAAAAGAGAGUGUUAGGGAGAGUCUAGUGGUCUCUUUGCCAUUCCUAGAAAUUAAGUGGAAAUUAGUGGCUACAUGGAAAGAUUAAAGUUAAAGGAACUACUCACAUUUUCUUCAGUAUUGUGCUUCUCACAUUGACCUUUUGGACGGCUGCUCAGAAGGAGUGUAGAGUUUAUAUGGCCUUUUCCCUGCUAAGAGUGUCCGAGUCCUCUAUAAAAACAAGUCUAAAGGGUAACAUACUGAGUGUUUUUUUCUUUUUCUUGCCUGUAGUAACUUUUUCUUAUUGUUCUGUUCAGAUUAUACGAUGUGUGCAGUACAGGAAACGGCUGAGAAAGAAUCGUCUGUCCAAAGAACAACUAAGGCGUAUCCCAACUCACAGGUUCCGUAAAGGUAACAAGAUAUUAUUCCUGUUACCCCAACAAAGGAGUCAUAUUAAGGAUCCUUCUUAGUCGAUCAGUAUUGGCUUUUACUUCCUUAAACCUUACUGUCUUGUUUGUGAAGCAUUGAACUGAAUUAAAAGUCAAGUCUUACUUCACUUUGAAUGAAUCAUCAUGUUCUCCCCUGCUACAGGAGAUGACUAUGAUGUUUGUGCAAUCUGUCUGGAUGAGUAUGAGGAAGGAGACAAGCUGCGAGUUUUACCUUGUUCUCAUGGUAAAUUUGACAACUUCUUUUCAUGUCAUAAUGAAUUCUGAAUUCUCUAUAUGUUGGCAAAGUACCUCCACUGAACUGAACUAUCCACUUUAUUUAACCAUGGAGAGUUUGAAUGAAUCCUUUUCUUGCUGUUCAUUUUUUGUUCAUGUUCCUUUUUUAAACUUUAGAAAUCUGAUACUAAGCUAAAAGUGAUAAAAGCAGUUCUCAAAUUGUCCAAUGUUGUAAUUUUUUUGCUAUAUUUUCCAAUAGAAAAGAAAAAAUCACAAAAAAAUACACACAUUUGUGUCACAUGAAAAACCCAGAAAUCUCUUGCUGCUUUUGAAUAGUGGUGUCUAAUUGGUUGCAAACAGGGCUGCGCUUUGACAAAAUCUUGUGAUUGGAUAUAUGUCAAAAUUAAAUAAUGAAUAUUUAGGUCAUUUUGUGAUGUUGUAUUGCUAACACAUAGAUAAUUGCUCAUAGAGCUGUUUAUGUUUUUGCAUCAAAAAACACACAAUCUCUUUACUUCAUCCUCCUGUCAGAGUAAUGCAUAGUCUCUGUUUUCUCCUCCUGUUUUACAGCCUACCACUGCAAAUGUGUGGACCCGUGGCUCACUCAGACCAAGAAGACCUGUCCAGUGUGCAAACAACGUGUCACUCGGAACAAAACGGAACAAUCCGAGUCCGAUUCUGAGGAGGAGAGCGGAGGACGUGGGGAGGAAGAAGGAACGGAGGGAGAAGGAGACUCUGAGCGCACUCCUCUGCUUCGCCCCUCCAACCCUGGGUCGCCUUCAGGGAGCCCAGCGGCCUAUGCAGCUACUACCACCACCACUACUGCCCAGUGCCUCACCUCGCCCGUACGCUGCGACUCCCCACUCCUGGAUUAUGAGGGCUACCACUCCCCGCUGGAGGACACAGACUCAGACAGCGACAGCGCUGGAGAGGACAGGCACCACACUGACGACGACACUGCACAGCUGAUCGGUAGGGAUAGAGUGGAGGUCUGAUAGCUGGAAUCUUAGCUGCAAUGAGAUUACGCAGAAUAACCUGAAAAAGGGCGUUCAUGUCUCGCUUAUCACACAACACUUUCGUGGUCGGCCAGACAUUUAACGUAACUGGACCUUUUCCCAAGUAACCCGAGGAGGUCUUCUUGAUAGUGUCAAAGCACAUGCAGCACUUGAUACAUUUUACUAAAAACAAACGAUUGAGCAUCAACCCAAGUUUUUACACACAUUCACUCCUGUACGAGCUCCUUUUUAAUGCAUGUUUUAAUUCUUAACUCGACCAUGAUAUCCGACCUAACCACUAGUGCUGCACAGAAAGAAUGGGCCACUCAAACUUUUUGGUAAUGUGCUGUAUGAAUAAGAAAAUUACUGUAGAUGCUAAAAUGAAUGAAUUAUGUGCUUAAAGCACAACUGUAGGUUCUCUGCGAAAGGUUUGAGUGUGGGUCUUUGCACACUGAGUCCAUGUUUUCCCUUCUUCAAAAAAUGUCUCGCACAGAACCUUGCACGCUGAGUCUGAUGCUUCAAUUUGUCCGUUCAUUGCAAAGAUUCCCUGUACAAAAAAAAUUUGGGUCAUCAAGAAGUGAGCGUUUAAUACAGAACGUUGCAUUCAUGCACCUUAAAAAACAAGAUUAGAGCAAGGAGAGUUUCUCUUGCUGAUGAAGGAGCGGUGGGAUCAUCCCGAUCGUGAGUGCUUUAAGCAAUACUGGAAAUACAUGUUAGAGGAGAUCCCCACAAAGCAAUUGAUUCCUGAACAACAGCCAGGAGUAUCUUUGUGGUAGGGUGACACAUACACACACACAAUAUAGUUAAAAUGUGCCAUAGAGAAAGUGUGCAUGGACACCCGGGUCCACACAAUAUUUAGACAAGAUCAUUGUCCAAGAUCCAUGGCGUGCUGGGGAGCACCUUCGACACAGAAAAUCUGUUCAGAGAAAAAAAGAAAAAACCAACAGUAGCAGAUGAACGCUCCAGAGUCAGUGUGCCAAUAUGAUUGACACAACAUAAGAUUGUAUUUCUGUUUAAACACGCAGCAACUCUGAGAUGACAAAAACAAGACUCGGUGUGCAAAGGCCUUUACGCUUUGAAGACUGGCUCUUGUCUUAAUCACUUUUCGUUUUUAUCUGACAGGUUCCUGAAAAAUAGCUGAAAGUAGAGGGUAAUGUCUGUCCUUUUUUAUCCCCACAUCUCACAGUUUUCAAGCUAUGUUUCAGCUCCUUGAAUGGUCAUACUAACUCUACUACACUGUAACAGAACACUGCAAAGACGUCACACUUUUACAUUUUUUUAUUGAUAAUUCUAUGUGGUCAGUUUCAAGGAAAAUACUUUUUAGCUUUAUCCAGUUUGUCAAAAUGAACAAACUCAGGUUUAUAGCAGCAAAGUAAAGGUCAGUGGGUGUUGUAAAUGAAUAACAGAGAGAGUUAAAGAGUUAAUGGGUUGGGUCUCAGAAAUUUUAUUUUUAGCUUUUUGUUUCAUUGAAUCGGUUAAAUCUAGAUUCAUCAACAUGAGUAUGGUACCCUGGAGGGUAUUUUUGUUUUUAGCAAAGAAGAGCAUUAUUGCCUUACAUUGGCCUUGGUGUACAUGCAUAUGUUAAAUUAAUGUUUGGAAACUGAAGGGACAGGAUUAACACUCCUCUGUUUUCCUCUUGUCUAGCUGUAUUUAAUACUGCUUUCAGCUUGUUUCCCUGUCUGAAAUUUUGAUCGACUUUUGAAUUUUAAAACUACCAAAAGAUGUUUCCAUGUGUCUAGUACUCAGAAUCAGACAGCUUAGACUCUUAGGUUUACUUUAAGAAAUCUGGAUGAGCUCAUUGACUGUCACACCACAUACAGCUUGAUUCUGUAUUGUCCCCUGAGUCCAAAACGGUGAUUUAUACAGAGAGCCGGACAAAAAGAAACCAUGAAAAGUUUUAUUCAACCAAACUGUUUCACUUCUUCUAUGAUGUUUCACAGUGUUUACUUUGGUCUCAGAUCAGAAAUUCACAACUGGAUUUUAAAAAAAAACUGUAACAAUUUUACUGGGUGUGGACUUUUUCUUUGAAAUUAGCAUCAUAUAUGAUAAAACUGGAGUGCUGAAAAUGUUUUAAGAAUCGCUUUAUCAAUUGAUAUUACAAAUGCUUAAAUUUUAUGGCCCUACCCUUAUGGUUACCUCAUUAAAAGCAAGAGGGGGCAAAAACUCAUCCCCAGAAAAUUCACCAUCAUCAAUAACAGCAGAGUAAAUAUUUAAAACAGUGCACACAUCCAUAUUCUCCAUGUGAGGAUUUUUCACUAAGUUACAUUUUGAAGUUUCAGAAAUCGUAACAUUCCAUCUUUAUACUUUACUGACUAUCAAUUGAUAAAACUCAACACUAUAAAGUUUUAAUUGGGACUUGUUGGCAAUAGUCUUUUUUUGUAUAAUAGAACUGCUGCUUCCCUGGUUACAAUAAACUGCAAAUGUCUUUUGUACUGUACCAUUUCUGUUUCACUCUAUUCGUCUCGGUAUCGGAGACUGUUACCUGAAACAAUGGAAAACUAUUCCACCCAUAUGAUUUAUUUCUCCUUCUUUUAGAAUGUGCCUAGUUUAUUACAUUGAAAUAACAAGUGUACAGUGUCAAGUAUGAUUUUCAUGUAUAAAGCAGGUUUGAGAAUCCUUAAGAUGUCUAAACAGUCUGUGGAUAAAAGCUGCAUUUAAUGUGUGAUUUGUGGAAGAUUAAACUGAUCUUGAAAAGAAAAUUUUGUGCUUUUUUGAGAUUUCUUAAAAAAAAAAAAGCAAAUUGAUUUUACACUGAUUUAAUAAAAAAAAAAAACACUCCACUUGGACAUGUUUUUGUGAGUAAGCAAAUAUUAGCAGUCAUACAUAAGCUUAUCAACCAGUAUUAGACAAAAAGAAUGCAACAUUAUUACUUGUGGAUGUAGUACACAUAAAACUGUGAAAUAUAUACAUUUUGUUGCGUAUACCUAAACAAGCUUAAUUUGUUAAUUUGUCAAUCAUCAGUGUGGGUCAUUAAAAAAUGCCUCGGUAAUUAAUUCCAAGUCUAUAAUCCUAUUUGCAUGAGCUUAGCAACCACUUGUCCUGCAAAGCAGAGACACCCUGCAGAGUGGUGCAUUCAAGUUCUCUUACUCUCACUGAUGAAUACUUCAGUAUAAAAAACCUUGUUCUGAAUCUUGGCAGUCGAUAUGAUAAUCCUUUUUCAUAUUGUGCUAUUGUUUUAAAUUAGACUAUGUGAAGUCACUGCUGUAAAUACAUCUUAUACACAUAUAGGUAAUAUGCUAAGAAAAACGCAGAUUUAUAAUAGGAAAGUUUUAGCUUUUUUUCCCUGAUUUUUCUUUUUUUUUUUCUUUAAUAAUCAGAGUAAUUUUAAUCUAUUGACAAAAAAAUCUUAUAGUUCUGGUACAUCAGAGUUUCCAUAGUUGUGGGGCACACUGAGUUAAUUGCAAUGGUGCAUGGGUGAUUCAUUAAGAUUCCUGAAUGUAAUGAGUUAUUUCCGUCUUAAUCCCUUCAUUUCUUUGCACUUUCAUUAUUUCAUGUGUAUGUAAUAACAUCACCCGCUGCUUGGAAGGAAGCACAAUUCCUUUUUCAGGUGAAUGAACCUUCUAGCCCGGACGAAGCUUUGUGUAGGUGAGCCAUUAGCUCGCCUAGGCCCUUUGAAUUUAUUCAAUACAAACUGAAGAACAGUCACAAGAAGGGAAAAGCCAUGAGAUGUUAAAGAUGUGUGAUGACAUCACAUACAUAAAUCCGUAAAGCAGAAGGUUGUCGUCAGGAAGCUCAUUUGGCUUUUGGUGUGCUGUGUUCAGAAACUCACACUUUCUCUGGAUUUUGAUCAUUCCUCUUGAGAGAUGUCCGGAUCACUGCAGAAGCACUCCUCUGUGCUGAGGUCAUUUUUCUUGCUUUUCUUUGUUGUUCCUUUAUUUGGUCGGCUUCAUACAAGUGCAACUCCUCAAGACUACGAGAAGGUGAGAUUCAGAUUGUAAACUAUAGAUAUUGAUGUAAGUUCUCAAUAUCAUUAACAGUUAAUCUCCUUUUGUCAGGAGUUUGAAAUGGUUUGUUUAAUGGUUUAAUGGUUUGUUUCUCAUUAAACUGAACAUAAAAUCUUAUAUCUGUACAGUGUACUAACCUAUUUAUAAUUUUGCUUUUGAUUAACAAAUCAUUCAGAGCCAUUUAACACUCAAUUCACUGAGUUCAGUGCGUUCCUCUCAGUUCUUUAAUUUCCUUUUACAUCUGUUGACCCUAAUAAAGUAAUCAAAUGGGAAAAAGUAUUUACACACCUCAAAUUGCACUAAUCUUAACUCUGUUUUCCCCUCUUUAAAGGAUUGCCAUUUGAUACAUUGAAAGGUAACCUUGACAAAAGUAUCAACAGCUGUUCUCGUAUUCACAGGGAUUUUUGGACAGGUCCUUUCCAGGGCACCUCAUCCCAGCAGGAGACUUUGCAUUUGAAUCCAUGGCCGAUCAAACCUUCCCACAAGAGCUGGAAUCUGCAUUUAUCCUGGAGGAUGAAUCGCAGACCACUCAAGUGUGGCCGCGCGUCAUGCUGGACUAUAUGAGGCAGCAGUUAAGAUUUAGAGGAAGGACAAAGAAAAGCACAAAAAAGAACCGAUUCAACUAUUUACUGAAUAACUGAGAUGAACCACUGUAGUGUAAAAGUUUCAUCCAUUAAAUUAUUUUGGAUUAGCAAACCCUGAUGAUGAGUGAUUUUUAUUUUUCUCUGUCUGCUUUCCAAAAUGCAGUUUGAAAAUGUGACUGUGCUCUACACAUGAUCAACAGAGGCUUUAAAUAACCUGGAUAACAACAAAACAUCUGUUUUGUAUAAAACAUUUAAAAAAAUCAAAACCUGCUAUGAAUUUCCUAAAGAAAAAUAAAGUCAAACUUUUUGAGACUACAUUUUCAUAAGAGGGUAAUGUGAACACAGCGAGGUGUAUGUUUGUGUUCUUACAGCUAGAAAUCUGAGUGAUCAAUACAUCCGACAAGAUAAACCCAAUAACUGUGUGAACAUGUUCAGCAAGGUGUAUGUUUGCGUUCUUAAAGCUAGAAAGCUGAGUGAUCAAUACAGCCGACAAGAUAAACCCAAUAACUGUGUGAACAUGUUUGUUCUUUGGCUUUUAUCUUAACCCAAGUGAAAGGAUUUUUAUCUCCAAAGCUGUAUAAUUUUUUGUGUCCAUAUUGGUGCUAAAGAGAUUCAAUGUUGAUAGGAUUGUGGUGUACGAAGAGGUAGGGACAAAUGGCUGACAUGAGCGUCUCUUAGUCAUCUAAUCUCGUUGUAAUUUAAAGAAUAAUCCCCUGAUUCUUUCUGUCUAUGACUUCAUCUCUAGUGACUCUUCAGUUCAGCUGUCACAUUUACAGUUUGUCAAAUAAAAAAGGAGAAUAGACGGACAGCUGUAACCAUGCAAGAAAGCGACAGAAUUUAGCCCCAUCACUUACAAUUAAGUUUAUUUGUGUAGGGCAAAUACGUUCUCUACCUAUCUGUGAGCAAAACAUGCCUUUUAGUCUUCACAGUUGCUGCUGAGUGAGUCCUAUAUAAUCAGAUUUUGACCAAUCUCAAACAAAAUCAUCCUCAAUAAAAUACUGCAAAACUGUUUAUCUGUUUAAAUCUCAAGCACAUGUCAUGUUCAGCUCCACAAGGGACAGUGCUGGCACCAUUCCUGUUCACAAACCCCCUCUUCAGCCAGUGAACACCUGUGGAGUGGACAUCAAAGUGGUGACAUCAUAUAAAUAUCUAGGUGUACAUCUGGAUAAUAAGUUGGACUGGCCUAAGAAUAUAGACUUCAUCUACAGAAAAGGGUAGAGCUGCCUCUUUUGCCUGAGAAGACUCCAAUCAAUAGACAUCUGUAGUAAGACGCUGCAGAUGUUUUAUCAGUCUGUGGUGUCUACAGUGUUCUGAUACAGUGUUCUGCUGCAGUCUGCUGGGGAUGAAGCAUCAAACACAAAGAUGCAAGAUGUCUUAACAAACUGGUGAAAAAGGCUGGCUCUGUGUUGGGACUCAAGCUGGACUUAGUGGAGGAUGUGGUGGAGAGAUCUACACUGAGGAAGGUGGAGACUUUUCUAAAGAACAUGGAUCACCCACUUCACAACACCUUGAUGGACCAAAGGGCCAAUGGUGGUGGACGGCUCCUCACUCUUCACUGCAGGACAGAAUGAUUCAGAAGAUCUUAAGUACCAACAGCCAGCAGACUUUAUAACUCUUAUGUAAAUAGUAGAUAACUUUUAGAGACAUAUUAUGUGAGACAACAGACAAUUGAAUUUACCUUCGGGGAUUAAUAAAGUUCUACUUAUUUUAUCUUAUCUUAUCUUAUGUUCAACAUUGACCACUUGGUGGCAGCAGCUCGUCAUUGUGUCGUUUGUCCUGCUCAGUUUUGAAACCUCGGGAAGAAGAGCAGCAGCAGCAUCAGCAGCAGCAGCAGGCGGAGGACUGCACGUAAACAAAGCUUAAACAUCUAAGGUACAAAUUAGCACUUUGAUAUUGUAGUGAAACUGUCAAAAUGAUUAAGAAAAAUUAGACUGAUGUUAAAUUGAGAACGAGUGGUCUCUUGGAAGAAAUAAUGAAGCGUUUCGUUUAAAGUUAGCCUUAGCAUUUUAGCUUAACAAGUUAGCUCCAUAGCUGCCCCGCUAAUGUAGCUGCAACACACCACAGAGACGCGAGUGGAUAAAGAUAUGGUUUUCAUUGUUUAAAUAUUUUAAAUAUGGCAUUUUGGUUGCCUUUAUAUUGCUGGUUUAAUAACAUACCUGGCAGACUGCUCCUAGUGUACAAUAAAACCACUCGCUAUGUUAGCAGGCCAUUAUUAGCUACUGGGCCUCUGUUAGCUUAUUUAUCUUAGGUGAGGCUUCUAACUUUAUCUGGCAGAGCAGGCGGGGGUGUAAAAUACUGCUAACACAUUAUUAUGCGGGUGCAUCACUGAAAGCAACAUUAUUCAAUAGUACAGUUCAAAACCAGGUCAUUGCAAAUCCUUUCCCACCAUGUUGUGUGACUGAAACCUGCCUCUCUCUCUCUUUGAUGCAGAUGGGUGACAGUGAUGAUGAAUAUGAUCGCAGGAGAAGAGACAAAUUCAGACGAGAGAGAAGUGACUAUGACCGAUCAAGAGAGAGGGAGGACAGGCGCAGGGAUGACUGGAACGACAGGUAAGAGAAAAAGACACCUUAUCUCCCACCAAAAACCCUUAACCUUCCUCCUGUGUUCGCUUUUUGUACGCAGCCACCAUGUUAAGGGUCUGUUUUGAUCCAUGUCUUAAAUCAGCUAUAAAUUACACUAAAACAAUUCUCCAUCAUCCAAUUUGGUUCUCAUCUCUAGGUUACCUUGUUAGGCUUCAUUAUACAUGAAAAUAUUGCUUUUAAUAGUUUUUGUAGUGGGCCUCUGGGCCUUUCUUUAUCAGUAUAUCCCUCACACAGACAUCUAUACUGAAUUGAUCUCACAUGUCUGGACAUGCCUGAGGCUGUUGUUUGUGCAGGGAAGAACAUGGAAAAAUGAGAAUUUCCUAAAUUUCACAUGAUUGGAAGAGGAUCUGACUGUCAGUGUGGUUCCUGGCAGUGCACUUAGAUAUUGAUCUAACCAGGUCAAACAGCGACCCUAACACAACAAGUGACAUCAUUUUAAUAAGAACAUUUUGUAAUUUAGUCAGUUUAAUUUUUUUAGUUUGUUGCAAUAGAGGCUCCUGACAAAGUCAAAAGUUUUGAUGCACAAAAACCUAUUUUUGUGGUUCUUUUAAGCAUUUCAAAUCAAACACUGGUCAGUGCAGACCCUAACAUGGGAGGAGGAAUUGCAACCAAUCGGUAUCUCCCAAUUACUGAGUGAAGAGAUUUAAACAAUAAGGCAAUAUUUUCCAUUUCUUGACUCCUGUUUUCUGUCAUUUUCAGGGAGUGGGACCGGGGUAGAGAACGGCGUAGCCGUGGAGAGUACCGGGAUUACGACAGAGGUCGCAGAGAGAGAUUCACUCCACCCAGGCAUGACAUGAGUCCGCAGCAGAAACGCAUGAGAAGAGACUGGUGAGAUGAUCAGAUCAGUGGCUCUAAAAGAUAGUUUGUGCAGCUUGUGUAUGCUGUUGUGUAUGCUGUUGUGUAAGCUUUAUUGUAUGUUCUUGGCAGGGAUGACCACGGUGGAGACCCAUACCGCGGGGGAUAUGAUUUGGGUUAUGGGGGUGGAGGAGGGCCCAGUUAUGGUCCCCCACAGCACUGGGGCCAUCCUGACAUGCACCUCAUGCAGCCUCAUCAUGGUAUUCCCAUUCAGGCAAGGUGAGAGGUGAAAUCAGAGUUCAGUGGGCAAGAUUUACGAAUUUAAAACAUAUUUGUAAAUGAUUCAAUGACAGCUUUUGUGUUUCUAAAAGACACACAGUAAGUAAAACCACUAAGCUAAAAUCUGAGAAAAUACUCAGCACAGUUAAUAAAUGUUUUGUUACUUGUCCACCAGGCUGGGAAACAUCCACGACAUGGAUCUAGGUCCUCCUCCUCCCAUAAUGAAGAACUUUAAAGAGUUCUUGCUGUCUCUGGAUGAUUCUGUGGAUGAGACUGAGGCGGUCAAACGCUACAAUGAGUACAAGAUUGACUUCCGUCGACAGCAGAUGCAGGACUUCUUUUUGGCUCAUAAAGAUGAGGAGUGGUACGAACUCAGUUGCUUUUACUACAGACAGAAGAUUCAUGAAUAUUUGUUCUGUGUGAUGUAGUUUCUCUGAAGAAUUUCUUUUCACUUAACAAAAAUUCAAUCUAUUGACUGUCAUCUGCAGAUUAGUACAGUUCCUCCCCUUUGGCUUAAAUGCAAUUAUCAUAAUUUCUUUAGCUAUGCUUAUUUUAUUCCUAAAUACCAAUCUGACAGUUUGUGGUGAGUGUUAGUUUUACUUAUCCCGUCCAAAAAAAGGAAGCAGACAUUCCCCUGUAACCUCAGCUAAAUCAUAUACUAGCUACUUUGAGGCCUUUUUACUAAGUUUUAGAUGACCAUAGGGCAGUUGCUCACAUAAACUAAGACCAGGCCUACUCUCAUGAUUUUCUCAUUACUUUUUCUUUGUAUUUAUAUUUUAUAUAGAAGAAAAUCAACCCAAAUUACAAGCACCCUCUGCUGCAUAUUUCAACCAUGAAAGACAGAAGGUUCAUGAAAUCUCCUGACAGAGCCUGCAAAAAACUGCAGCAUUUUUUUCCUCUGUCAAGUAGAUCAGCAAAGUUAGUUAUUUUCUCAAUUUUCUAGAGACUUUUGUAAAAAAAAAAAAAAAAUCUCGUUGUUUGGGUUGAUUUUCUGUCUCUCGUUUGUCAUUUUACCCUUUCCAAAAUGCAAAGUUGUUUCAUGCCUUUUAACGCUUACUGCACUUAUUCCACAGGUAUCAUGCAAUGUUGUUUUGCUUGAUAUAACCAAUUUCCCUCCCCCCUUCAUUCCCACUACUUCAAGGAGAAAAAAAGUGGAGCGCAUCGGCAAGAAUCGGUCUUAGACAGCAAGGGCAUGCACUGCGCACAAUGCAGUUGCUCUUAGACACACAGUACCAGGGAUUUUAGUUAGACAGCCAAGUAAACUUCCGCUCGUGGAGAUUUUUUUUCUUGUUUUCUCCUUUUUCUUCGCUAUUUUCUUUUUAUUUGGAUCAAAUCGAAUCCCAAAACCGAAUUUGUGUGUGUACAGACACCAUUGGGGUGAAGUGGAGCGCAUUUUCACAGAGGAGACCCCCUCUCUGUAUUUAUUUGUAAAUAAACUGGCAGAACGAAAGGUAACUGUAGUUCACUCAAUGAUCAACAUUUUUGAUGUGAAAUUUGAAUAUGUGAAUGUUUAAUUUCAUAAUCUCUGUUGUGUUUUUCUCUUUAAUUUUUGGUGAGUUAAUCUCUCACGCUACCAUAAUGUGCAACAGUUAACCAAAAUGAUCCCAAAGUUGAACAUCAUAUUCACUGAGAGGCCAAACACAAACACUAAAAUCAUGAUAUAAACAAUCACAAAAAUCUCUUCAGCUACUUUGUUUUUAAUGACAUAAUUUUUAAAGUUUCCCAGACUUACUUUGAAGGCACAAUUAUUAAGUGUAUAAAGAACUUUGAUAUUCAAAUAAAUCAUAUUUCUCAGUGCCAUUGUGACACCACUGUUGCAUUACAGACAUAAAAUAUGAACUUGUUGCUUAACUCUGUUGUCCCAUUGAUGCUAACUCUCUAUUCCCCCCCCACUUGUUUGUGGACCCUGCUCUGGACACAGGUUCAGGUCCAAGUAUCAUCCCGAUGAGGCCAGCAGACUGAAGGCAGAGGGCCAGAGCGCCCUGCGCAACCGUCUCAAUGUCUUCAUGUUCCUGAUGGAGAACAGCUGGUUUGAUAAUGUCUCCCUGGACAUUGAUCAGACCCCUGCCAUCAUCAAGGUUCUGGAUGCAGGUAAAAUGACUUGGAGAGGGUUUUUUUUUUUCUUUUCUUUUUUUUGUUCUGAAAAUAUAAAGAGUGGCCUAGGCACACCCUACACAUGCAGGUGGCCCCUUUCCUGCCCGUCACUCUCUGCUCUGUUACCUAUUUCCUGCCUCAUUCUCUGGCAAUAAAGGCUGAGAAAUAGUUCUCAAAAAUUAUAUAUAAUAAUCAAUCAUAAUAAUAAUGAUGAUUUUAUUUUUAUAGCACUCUUAAAAACAGUGCUUUGACAAAUAGUCUUAAAGCACAUGGAAAAAGACAAAAAAACAAAGUUCAGUUAAAAUGAAAUUGAAGGCCAUUUUCAUGUCAUAAGGAACUCAGACAAUACAAGAACAAUGCAACAGAAAAUGGGACCAUGAGCACCAAAAUAAAAACACAAAAUAGGUAAGGAAAAGAAAAUGCAAUUUAAAGGGGGGUUGAGAGCGGAAAACAGAAUAGUAAAACUAAAUGACAAUAUCAAUAAUGGUAUUAAAGAUGUACUGAUAAUAAUAGUAAUGAUAAAAUAGAGCAACAGAAAUGAGCAAGAGAUAAAAUUAAAAACCUAAAAGGUUAAUUAUGAAAAGAGUAAAAGCUAAAAGAAACAGUAAAGCCAGAAGAAGAAAGAAGUAACAGAUGAAAGACAAAAGACAUAUAUGUAAUUGGUAAUUCUAAUUGGUACCCAAAGAAAAAGAAAAACUUGUUGAAUGUUCUCCUAUAUUUUGUCUUGAUCGCCCUUAGCUGUGAUUAAGAUGGAGGGAGGCACAGAUCAUGAUCUUCGCAUCUUGGACCUGCCAUCUGAAGAGGAGGAGGAGAGGGAGAAAUUGGCAUCCGUCUCAGGGGGCGCUGAACCUCAGAAGAGAGAAGACGUCAAAACCCAGGACACGGAUCGCAAACCUUCAGUGGAGAAAGACAAGAAUGAGAAAGUAUGUCUUGUCUCUGAUGAGAAUGAAAGAUUUCCUUGUGCCCUGUAAUGAUGGUCAACUGUUCCACAGGAGGAAGGUGACUUGGCCAGCACAGAGAAAGCUUCUGCAGCAGUAGCAGGAGAAGAUGUGAAAGAGGAGGCAGAGAAAGAAACGACCAAAGACGCAAUGCCUGAACCUAAGAAAGUGAGCAGUGCCUUUGCAAGUGGAAUUAUUUACAAACGAGAGACGGAAACAAAUGAAAGAGCUCUAAUUGUUGUUUUUAAUUCAUCAGGCCAGGAGAAAGAGGAAGCGCAGUGGAGACAGCGACGAUGAAGUCAGUGCCUCGGAGAGCGACUCUGACUCAGAGUCAGACUCCAAUUCUAACUGCUCUGAUAAACCUGUGAAAAAAGAAGAGACGGAGGACAAGGAUGAGGAAGAGGAAGAAGAGGGUGAAGGUGAGGAAUCAAAUCUGUAAUGUGUGUGAAAAUUUUGAAAUUACUAUUUUCAGUAUAGAGACUGUUUUCCACCUGUUUGCUCUUUCCCAUGUUACUAUGAAGAGGAAAAACCGAAAGAUGAUACCGAAGAAGACAAGAAAGAAGGAAAGAAGCCCAAAGAUGAUUCCCCCAGACCGCGGCCCCUACACAGGACCUGCUCCCUUUUCAUGAGGAGCAUAGCACCCUCCAUUUCCAAAGCCGAGAUAAUUGCUGUGAGUUGAGCCGAGUUGACAGCCCAGGAGAUGUGGAAUCACUGACGCUGUUUAUUGAAUCAUGUUUUAAUUAGAUUAUGCCAUCUGUUUUCCUUCUCAGCUUUGUCGGAGAUACCCUGGUUUUCUGCGUGUCUGCUUGUCAGACCCCCAUCCAGAGCGCAGGUAGGCUUAAAAAAAAGAAGAAAUAACAGUUCAUCACAGCUUUACUGAAACUGAUGCAGAGGAGUUUCUCUGUGGAGGUGGAUCGACACAGUAGUGCACACGAAAUAUCAGACCGUGGCAUGUAGAUUUCCCAGAUCAAACUCUUUUCCUCUGUCUGUCACCGCAACUUCAAACAGUGUGUUCAGGAACCACACAAGUACCGAGUCCUUCUCUGUACUUUGUCUGCAGUCACUUUUCAAGAUACAAAGCCCAUUUUUUCAUACUCACUGGCGAAAGAUAAGCAGCUUGUAUCUCCAGGCGUAGCUGUAAGUGGGUCAAGUUUCAGAGGCUUCAGAGUAACAGGGAAAGAGAAUUUUCUUGUAAGUUCACAAUUUAGGCUUGGACCAAACAUGCAGGAGUGUAAUAAAUCACUGUGAGAGAGAGAUCAGACAUCAGUGAGGAAAAAUACACUUUUUAUCAUGAAGUAUCAGUCUAAAAAUUUGUAAAAAUUGCGUGAGAUUGUUUCAUCUUUUGGCUUUUGUAGUCCUGAUGUGCUUUGAGUCACUAUGCUGUUAGAUCAGAUUUGGUGAGAGAAUCAAACCUAUUUACUUCCCUCGUACAGGUAUAGGAAAUAUUCAGAAUUUUGAUGCUGACACAGCCUUAAAUUGUAGAUAUCAAAAAAACAUUUGAAUGGUAUCAUUGAUAUUUCACUAAUGUGCCAAAGAGGUGAGCUUCUGAUUGAGGAAUAGGUCUUUUUUUUAACCACUGGAUGUCUUUUAGACUCAGAGUGAAACAAGCAAUUUUGUUAGGGCUGGUUACAAGAUGAUGGAUUUGACAAAUUGCACAUGCUGUAGACCCAUUUUAUCACUGUCUUUCUUAAAAUGAUCGCACAAUAUUCAUCGAACAAACCCUCUGCAGGUUCUUCAGACGGUGCUGGGUGACAUUUGAUCGCAGCGUCAACAUCAAAGAGGUGUGCUGGAACCUUCAGAAUAUCCGAGUAAGUGUCUCUGAUAUUUGUGCAGGAGAUUUUGAAUCAUCAGUAUCUGCAACGUGUCCAAAAGGUCAUGAAGUGUUUUUUGUUGUUGUUGUAAUUGUUCACAUUGAAAAGUAUGUGUAGCACUUUAGCAAUCAACAUUUUAUCAUCCUGAUAUUGGUGUCAAAUGUGAGAGAGGGAGUCAGAGCUGCAUUUAAAGCUCGUAAUGAAUGAAAAAAUAAUGCGUUAAGCUUAUCCAAACAUUUCAGACUCAGGGGAGCCGUAGAUGGUUAUUGCACCUGUCUUUAUCACUUGUAUAAGCUGCUAAGUAGCAGUAGAGGCCAUUAAAAAUCUGUUUUACUCUGUACCCUUCACAGCUGAGAGACUGUGAACUAGCACCAGGGGUGAACAGGGACCUGGCCAGGAGGGUGCGCAACGUUAAUGGCAUCACUCAGCACAAGCAGGUGCUCCGCAACGACAUCAAGCUGGCUGCCAAGCUCAUCCACGCCCUUGAUGAGAAAGGAGACCUCUGGAGCAACAAGUUCCAGGAGGAGGGGCAGAGCGCCGAGGUGCACAGCUGAUACGGCAAUUUUAGUCACGCCCUGUUAAAUUCACCGGCUGAUUGUUUUCAGUCAUUUUACAGCAAAACGUUUCACUCAUAGCUUUGUUUGUGUUUCCAUCAGUUACCAGCUCAGAACCCCAUCCUGAAGAAUAUCACCGAUUACCUGAUAGAGGAGGUGAGCGCUGAGGAGGAGGAGCUGCUGGGCUCAGGGAGCGGGAUGGAUCCUGAAGAGGGCGCUAAAGAGGGAAAUCCUGCUGAGACCACUGUGGAGAGGGAUGAGAAACUAGCUAAGGUUUCACUUUUCCACUUCUGAUUACAAACUUGAAUUUUCAUGGAACACCAUUCCUCAUCAAAAUAAUUCCUCGUAUAUGUAAUCUGCUUUUCUGUGCACCUUUGAUUUUGUCAAUUUGCAUCUCUGAAGUACAUGUCGUUGUAUGUUUUUCACUCUCUCGCUCUCUCUUUGAAGGUUUUGGAUCGAUUGAUCAUCUACCUGCGUGUUGUGCAUUCAAUCGACUACUACAACACCUGUGAAUACCCCAGUGAAGAUGAAAUGCCAAAUCGCUGCGGUAUGAUCCAUGUACGGGGACCAAUUCCUCCAAACCGCAUCACACAUGGAGAAGGUUAGUGUGUUUGCCUUUGCCGUGGAGGAGUGUAUUAGUACAAGUCAAAGCAAAUAAGCUUCCCUUGCUUUGAUGUUGACAUAUGUUGCUUCCUCUAAGCUCUUUAUGCUGGAGUUAAAAACGAUCUUUGUAAAGUAUUAUGAGGUGAAGUCUGCAGUUCUGUGUUGUUCAUACUGCAAUGAUUAAUGCUCAUAAUGAUAUUGAAACUGUAUAUUUCUACAUUUGUACUGUUUGAACUUAGACCUAUAUAUGUAUGAAUUUGAUUUCACAUUCCUGUGAUACUGACCUGGUUUCCUCUAAACAGUGCAACAAUGGCAGAAGAUGGUGGAGGAGAAGCUGUGUCCUUUGUUUGGUCUGAAAGAAAUUCUGUCUGAAGACGACGCAUUGAAGAUGGGCCGUAAAGAUCCAGAGGAGGAAGUAGAGAAGUUUGUUUCCGCUAACACUCAAGAGUUGGGAAAGGACAAAUGGCUCUGCCCACUAAGUGGCAAGAAAUUUAAAGUAGGUGUUUCCAUUUAGAGAUUAGGAAAUACACAAACCUCUACAGCCUUUUCAUUGACAUUACCUCUGAAAGUAAUUCACGUUUUGUUUUUCUUUCCAUUUAUUUUAAGGGUCCAGAGUUUGUACGCAAGCAUAUCCUGAACAAACACGGGGACAAAAUCGAAGAAGUGAAAAAAGAAGUGGCGUUCUUUAACAAUUUUCUGAUGGAUGCUAAGAGACCGGCGCUACCGGAGAUGAAACUUCCACCUCUACCAGGCCCAGGUCAGGAUUGACAUAACAGUCUCUCUCAGAGAAAGCAGAAAUCUUCAAAAAAAGAAGUUAUUUAGAAAGUGAACUCGUCUUCUUUGGUUCAACAGGUUUGCUUUCUCCCAGCUUGCCAUUUCCUCCUCAAGGUCCCCAGGGUCCAUUGGGCUUUGGGCAGCCUCGCCCACCAUUGAUGGGUUAUGGAGGUGUGUUUUCUUACUUUACUCCGUCACAUCUCUUCUAUAUUCAGGGGUUGUAGAUGUCAGUUCCCUCUGUUCAUUUCAUGGUGACAGUCGUUGAGGUUUUCAAGGUACUCAUCAGAAAACUUGUAAACGCACACAUUUAUUAUCACGGAAUAUUAGGCCAAAGAGUCUGACUUGAACACCCAAACACUCAACGAAAAACCUGCUUCAUAACGUAAGAUAUGAAGAUGUUCUUCAUAUCCUUGGAAAUGAAAAAGGUAGAGAAAUGCUAAACAAACACAAAACAUGAAUCCUCCUCAGUUCCCCAAAACCUUGAAUUUUCUUUUUGCAGCAUCUUAAAAAUUUACUUCAAUUUCAUCUUAAAGGCAGAAAUCCUAGUAUUCAAUUUUAUUUUGGAAAGCAUCUUUUUUCAGUACUUUUCUGCUUAAAAUCACUAAUGUAUAAUGAUUGCUGUUUUGUCAAUAUAAUACUGUUGUAUGCUGAAGGAAUUCUGAAGCUACUCGGCAGUAUGUAAAUAAAUAAAAAACAUUUAUAACUCGAUAAAAAUGAUACCUAGUGUAUCAGCUACUACAAUAAAGAUAAACGAAAUAAUAAAAAAAAUAGAGUACUUAUUCCACUUUUGCUGUGCUCCUGGAUUCAAAAAUGAGGUCUACUCUUCUAAAAUAAUUUUAUCCUGAAGUGCUCAAAAACUCUGCAGCACGCUGUGAGACACUUUUGAUUCAGCUGUAGUUCUUUUUUUUUUUUUUUUUUCCUAUAAGAAGGUUCAAGUCCGAUUUCAGCAACUCUAGAUCUGGAGUUUUUCAAAAUAAAACAUAUUUGUUUUAUUUUGUCUCUAGAAAACAUGAAUUAGAACUACAAGGUCAUAUUGCAGAGAUCUCAUUGGUGGCUUAUUCUGUCGUGUCAAGGGUUUUAGUUUUCUUUGAUCCAUGUAUAUUGAUUUUCAGUUACUUUUUUAACAGGUGGUCCUCCUUACCCUCCGAACCAAUACGGAGGAGGAGGAGGAGGAGGAGGAGGGAGAGGCAAUUAUGAUAACUUCCGUGGACAAGGUGGCUACCUGGGAAAGCCACGCAACAUUAGGUGAGACCACUGUACGUCUCGUUCUUAAUUUCUCUAUUUUCUGCUCUCAAAGAAUUUUGAUCUUCUGUUUUUGUAAUCAUUUUCAUUCUUUUUUCCUUGGGUCUUUUUUCCUCUCCUCGUGCCUUUAACAUCUAAGAAUGUCUCGAGGUGACCCGCGAAAUAUCAUUGAAUAUCGGGACCUGGAUGCACCCGACGACAUGGACUUCUUUUAA